CUCGCGAGAUUUCCCUGAGUUGAGUUGAGUGAAUGCCACGUCUUACCAGCAGCAUUAACGCAGACUGAAUAUCAGCAGUUUUCCACGCAGAACAGAGAGUCACACCGUGGCCCAGCAGGCAGCGAUAUCUAACGCUAUACGGGGAUAAUAUGGGCUGUGUACGUCUGCUGGUACUGACACUGGCCACAUCUGCAGUGCUGCUUUUAGCCUCUCAUUCAGCCUCCGCUCACAGCCAUUCCCACGGUGACCAUGGUCACGCCCACUCCCAUGACCACCAUCACCAUGGCCACCAUCACCACGGCCACCAUGACCACGGCCACUCCCACGGUGGCGAUGAUCAUCACGAGCACUCUCAUGGCCCUGAGGUGAGGAUGUUCCACGGGGCGAGCAAGUGGAGCGCUGAGGCCAACCUGCCGACGCAUGAAGAGGAGCACCACGGGCACGCUCACGAUCACGGGCACGCUCAUGCUCACGAUCACGGGCAUGCACACUCUCAUGAUCACGGUCAUGGGCACGCUCAUCAUGAGGAUGUUGUUCGAGUCCACAAGGAGGACAGCGGACAUGGACACGCACAUGGAGGGGAGAGAAUGAAGAGGGACAUGGUGGAGCUCUGGACUCAGGCUAUCGGAGCCACGCUGCUGAUCAGUGCAGCUCCUUUCCUCAUCCUGUUUCUGAUCCCAGUUCAGUCCAAUAGCGACCAACACCAGAACCUGCUCAAGGUGCUGCUGAGCUUCGCCUCUGGUGGGCUGCUGGGAGAUGCCUUCCUCCACCUCAUACCACACGCUCUGGAGCCCCACUCCCAUCAUGGAGAUGGAGAUGGAGAUCAUGGACAUUCACAUGCAAAAGAAGAGUCACAUGACCACGGUCACUCCCAUGGAGCAGCCCACGGUCACAUGAUGUCGGUGGGUCUGUGGGUUCUCGGUGGGAUCAUCGCCUUCCUGGUUGUAGAAAAGUUUGUGCGUCUGCUGAAGGGAGGACACGGCCACGGACAUUCCCACGGUCACUCGCAUGCUGCCCCAAAGGAAAAGGACAGCGAUGGGGAGGAAGAAAAGGAAAAAAAGAAGAAAGAGAAGGAAAGCAAGGAUGAGAAAGUGCCAAAGAAAGAGGAGAAAAAGAGCUCAGAUAUCAAGGUGUCCGGUUACCUGAACCUGGCAGCUGACUUCACCCAUAAUUUCACCGAUGGCCUGGCAAUCGGAGCUUCGUUCCUGGUCGGUCCAGCAGUGGGCACCGUCACCACCGUCACCAUCCUGCUGCAUGAGGUCCCACAUGAGAUUGGAGACUUCGCCAUCCUUGUCCAGUCUGGCUGCACCAAGAAGAAGGCCAUGUGUCUACAACUGCUGACAGCCCUCGGAGCUCUGGCCGGGACGGCUUGUUCCCUGUUGGCUGAAGGCGUCGGCGCCGCUGCGACCGCCUGGAUUUUGCCCUUCACGGCUGGCGGGUUCGUUUACAUCGCCACGGUGACGGUGCUCCCGGAGCUGCUGGCGGGUCGCUCCAGCUUCGGCCAGUCUCUGAUGGAGAUCCUGGCGCUGCUGUUCGGGGUCGGCAUGAUGGUUCUGAUCGCAGAGUACGAGUGAGACGCUGCGGAGCGGACAGAAACGUUGUACAGCGUGAGACAGGGAGGGAGAGAACAGCGAGACCGAGAGGGAAAAGGUCAAAAUGUUUAAAAAGGCGGUUUUAGGUAGAGUUCAGGUGGAGUAUUUUUGACAGGGUUGUGUUGUCCUGUUUUUUUUUUUUUAAAAUUGAGCUGUGUUUUGGGACAAACACUACCACCUGAUGGAGAACAGAGGAUUUUUGUUGUCUAGUAUUUUUUUUUUUUUAGCAGUUCAAGGGCACAUCCCUGAUUUGUGUUACUAUUUGUUUUUGAGAGGAAAAUCAGCAAAAGAGACUGAGAGCUGGAAUGAAACAAAUGGAUUGAAAGGUCCUUGAGGAGGAAGAGGAGGAGGAGGAGGAGGUGGAAGAGGAGGCCGCCGCCGUCAGAGCAGGAGGUGGAAUUCUUCUGUACACUACUUUAAAAAUUCACUCGCCACUUUCGCGACACGGACCAUCCAGCUGUAGUUUGCCUGCAGCUUAAACUGACAACUAGUUCCCUCCAAAAGUGGCUUAAAUUAUAUCAGUUUUCCAGCCAAAACAUCAGAGUUUCUCUCAUUCGACUGGCUGGUUUUCAGAUCUACAUUUCAGAGUUGGGUCAGUGAAUGCGAACGUCCGAUUCGCUUGCUUUCUCCGAAGCGACCUGCUCAGUUCCGUGUUUAAUGUCCGUUUCCUUCGAAGAUGCUGAAUGUCGAUAUUUUAACAUUCCACACAGUAAAGGUAAAUGUUGUGGCUUCUGCACAUGUUUGUAAAAUGGCCUCAUGUUUCCUGUCAAAUCAAUAAAAUCUGCAUUGUUGUUGUUUAUAAAAGCAAGAACGGCCAAUUUUUUUUCCCCCCACUGAUGUAUGAGAGAACGAUGACGACACUUGAAGCUGUGCUGAACAUCCCCAAUAAAGGUUCAUUAUUUUCAAAGUGA
This is a messenger RNA of Stegastes partitus (bicolor damselfish), 2503 nucleotides long. RefSeq names its product solute carrier family 39 member 7 (gene slc39a7). Gene Ontology annotation, cellular component: membrane. The record is from RefSeq and is a predicted model, not a curated record. The transcript is spliced from 8 exons. Gene Ontology annotation, biological process: intracellular zinc ion homeostasis; zinc ion transmembrane transport. Lineage: Eukaryota; Metazoa; Chordata; Actinopteri; Pomacentridae. Bases 150 to 1574 code for a protein of 474 amino acids. Gene Ontology annotation, molecular function: zinc ion transmembrane transporter activity.